Molecule: messenger RNA, 1298 nt
Organism: Rosa chinensis
Lineage: Eukaryota; Viridiplantae; Streptophyta; Magnoliopsida; Rosales; Rosaceae
Product: paired amphipathic helix protein Sin3-like 2
Exons: 7
Coding region: 90-797 (235 amino acids)
Biological process (GO): negative regulation of transcription by RNA polymerase II
Cellular component (GO): histone deacetylase complex; chromatin
Molecular function (GO): transcription corepressor activity
Source: RefSeq, a predicted model, not a curated record
UUUUAUCUGCAAAAUCAAAUUCAGUAGGAGCAGAAACUAAGUGGAGAACUUCCAAGGAUGGCAACCCUCCAGAUCUUUAUGGCAGGUUUAUGAGUGCACUGUACAACUUGCUUGAUGGAUCUGCAGAUAAUGCAAAAUUUGAGGAUGAGUGCCGAGCUAUUAUUGGAAAUCAGUCGUACUUCUUAUUCACAUUGGACAAGUUAAUAUAUAAAUUUGUUAAACAGCUUCAAACGGUUGCAACUGAUGAGAUGGACAAUAAGCUUCUUCAGUUAUAUGAAUAUGAAAAGUCUCGGAAAAAAGGGAAGCUAAUUGAUUCUGUCUAUUUUGAAAACACACGUGUCCUUGUUCACGAGAACAUUUACAGAUUGGAAUUCUUCUCUGCACCCUCCCGGCUGUCCAUCCAGCUGAUGGACAGCGUGAGUGAAAAGCCUGAGGCGUCGGCAGUUUCUAUGGAACCUAAUUUUUCAUCUUAUCUGCACAAUGAUUUCCUGUCACUUUAUCCUGGCAAAAAGGAGCCACAUGGAAUUACCCUGCAGAGAAACAAGCGCAAAUAUGCAGGGCAAGAUGAAUCCACUGCGUUUUCCAAUGCCAUGGAGGAUGUUCAAUUAGUCAAUGGGUUGGAGUGUAAAAUAGCUUGCAACUCAUCCAAGAUCUCUUAUGUUCUCGACACAGAAGAUUACUUCUUCCGUAUGAGAAGGAAAAGGAGAAAGAGUCCAGAUCACCAUAUUGUGAUCAGACGAGGGUACAGCGGUUCCACAAAUUCUUGUCCGUCUCAUAAUAGCUUAGAAUUCCUUUGAGAUUGGACGCUCAAGAAGCCAUAGUCGCAGUGAAACAAAAAAGACUUCCUUGAGGUGACAUCUACUUGAUUUCCGACAGACUGGAGAAAGAGAAUGGCCUGGACAUGUAGCUUGUUGUGGUCAGAAGAGUGGCCUAUGGCUCAUUGUUGUGUAUAUAAAGUUGGUGUAUGAUAAUUCCGUAGAAAAGGUACUGUUGUUGAUCUUGUCGUAGAUAGGACCUUUCAUAAACACACCAAGUGUAACAGACAUUGGUGAGAUAGCAGAAAAGCCCCGAGUUUUAACGACCCCAAAGUGCUCGUACCUUUAUAUACAAGUCAGCUUCAUACCCAGCAAAAUUUGCAGGCAUUUCUGCAUCACUAUUCUUUUUGCACGAGAAAGUUGUUUUUGCAUAUCAGGUUAUUUAAGUUCCAAUGUAAAAUAGUGUAACAGUAUUGUAACAUUAGUAGCUUACAACUCUACUCAGUUCUUCAUUUAAUAAUAUAUUGUUCUGCUUUGGAAAAA